Messenger RNA from Chaetura pelagica (chimney swift), 600 nucleotides. RefSeq names its product pituitary tumor-transforming gene 1 protein-interacting protein-like. The transcript has 9 exons. The record is from RefSeq and is a predicted model, not a curated record. NCBI's taxonomy places the organism in Eukaryota, Metazoa, Chordata, Aves, Apodiformes, Apodidae. Gene Ontology annotation, biological process: protein import into nucleus. Gene Ontology annotation, cellular component: nucleus; cytoplasm.
AUGUGUGUUUUUAGAGCCAAAUUUAAGGUGUUUGGUUUCUUUUAUGGAAGACUUUAUGCUCGGAAAGGAAAGUGCUCAGAGUUUUCCCAGAGAUCCUGUGAAGAAUGUCUAAAAAAUGUUGCGUGCCUUUGGUGUUAUACCAACAACACUUGCAUUGAUUACCCUGUAAGAAGUAUUAUUCCAUCAUCAUCACUAUGUUCCCUCUCAAAGGCUCGAUGGGGAGUUUGCUGGAUAAACUUUGAGGCUUUAAUUAUUGCGAUGACUGUAGUAGUUGGGCUCACUCUGGUGUCCAUAGCAGUCUGUUGCUGUUACUGCUGUUACUGCAGAAGGCGUUCCAGGAGCCUGAUUAGACCAGAUGAAGAAGAAGAACAGCUAGCUAGAAAGAGAGAGGAACGAAAACUACAGUCUCUUCAGAGGUAACAAGACGAGAAGAGUCAUAACCAAAUUAAUGUUAGGCUUGGAGCUGUUGGGUGUGAGUUUGAAUCCCCACAGAAUGCCAAGGAAGUUGAUCUUAGGAAACAUGAAAGAAAACUGAAGCAUGAUGAAAUACGCAAGAAAUAUGGAUUUUGGGCAUCUACACCACUUGCUCCAGUUCUGUAA